UUUUCGUCAUAAGCACUCUGACUGUGCAUGUUGAUCAGUAGAUUGGCAUGGUAUAAAUGUCAAGAGUUAUGCUAUGUACGACUGGUGUUUGAUUGAGAACAAGAGAAUUAAAUAUUUUCACUCAGAUUUGAGAUUUUUGUAAACAGAUUCAAUGGGAACAAUAUCAAGUUUGCAUGUGGACUCUGUACAAUGCAUUUGAGCAGGGCUGACCGCAGAUUUUUUCCCUGUUCCUACAUGAUGGCUCUAUGGCAAGCCAUAGCCUUGCUUGGGAUUUGUGGACUUAUUAAGUGCAAUGAUGGCGUGUGCAACGUGACCUGCACCACAGACUUUAUCUCCAUGCUCAACUGCUCCAAUUCUGACUCGACAGGAGCAGCUUCUUGUCAUGUUGCGGCAGAUUGCAGGGAUGAAAAUGAUGCCACGAAUGGGAGCUGCACUAUCAAAGCGCCACAAUCCUGGUGCACAAUGGAGCCAGAGGAUAUGGAAUAUAUAAUGUCCUAUGAUACUAAAUGCUCUAUCAUAGUCACACAAAUAACCAAACAAGGCAAUAUGGAGACCCCAGCAAAGAGUCACUCUGAAAAUAUUGUAUUAUACAGAUUUGUUAAACCCCAACAACCGUUCAACCUAAAUAUUACAAAAAUUGGUGGAGAUUAUAACCUAACUUGGGAUGUGGCUUAUACAGAACACUUUCUGCAUAAAGACUUAUACUACACAGUACGGUUACGAACUAAAAGUCACCCAGAUAAGACGGCCCAAAUUUACAUCCUGCAGCAGGAACAACAAUCAAUGGUUAUCAUCGGUGAAAAACUCCUGCCAGGAAGGCAGUAUGUAGCAGAAGUUCAGGUUGCAGUGCAUCCUUCAACUUUUCCAUCCAUGUGGAGUGAAUGGAGCAACAGUGUCGAAUGGACAUCUGACUCUUCACAGUCAGAACAGUUCUAUUUCCUGCUGUUGGCACUUCCUGUUUUGAUGGUGGUGCUGCUUGUUUACAGUGGGAAAUUAGGGGGCAUCAAAAAGCUGUUCUUAUGGCAACACAUCCCAAGCCCUCAUGAGUACUUCACACCACUCUACAAUUCAUAUCAAGGAGACUUCAAGAGGUGGGUCGGACCAGUCCUGACCUUCAACAGCUUUGAUGUCCUUGAGAAGAGCACCACUUUGCAGGUGCUUUGUGAGAAGCAGCAGAAUGACAGCUCAGAGGAACCUGCUAACAGGACCGGCGAGCGAGACUUUGGUCCGGCGGGUCAAAACUCAUCUAAACUCUACUUCCACGGCAGCAACAGUCAAGGCCUCGCACACUCCGGCGGCCACAUAUCGAUGCACACCGUUACAGUAUCAGGUCAGGAGGGCGUCAUGGCUGACUGGUCCAGUGAUAUCCAAAGACGGAGCCUAGAGGACUUCCUCAACGACAAAGACGCCAAUCAGAGAGUGGCUGAGUUGGAUGACAGACAGCCUCUUGUACCGGACGGCAGGAGGAGUUUACAGGGUUCAGACUUUGAUGACUGGCAUCUACAGGAGCACGAUCUGGAGAACAUGGAGCAGGUCUCGCUGGACUCCUUCGGUUCUAAUGAGCAGUCCGAUGAUGGCUACCCACAAAUGGGUUUGGAUUUGGACACCAUAGACAGUGGAUUUCUUGAGUCUGAUUGUUCCAGCCCCUCUGCGUUCGAUGGGAACGAGCAGAUCGAUACUUCAUCGCUGGAUGGCGUGGGACGCUCCCAUUCAAAUUAUGUCAAACAGUGGGUGGCUUUUACAUCAGUUCAAGUUGAUGCCCAGAGCAAUGGAAAGUAGCUGUUCGUGGGAGUUUCUAUUGCUACAACAAACUAAAUCACAGCUGAAUAAUAGACAAUAGAAAGUGAAAGCAUCUACAAAGUGUUUGAAGACUUCACUAGUCGGACCUAACUUGCUCACAAUGUGUUUUAUUGCACUGAACUGUAUUUGUGGCAUAAAUGGACUCAUUAGACAUCAGCUGUGUGAUCAUUCACAGGACAUUGCUCUACAUUAAGACUGCAGGACAGUAUGUGUGGCUGCAUCUCAAUUUGCAUACUAUCAUUCCUUUAGGUCUAUAGACUAGUCAAGCUAGUGCCAUAUUUAAUAUGACAGGAUUGGAAACGAGGCUGUGAGAGAAUUCAAAGUAUUUUAGUGCUGUUUAACAAUAUAACAAUUGCUCAACUGACGGAAAACUAUUUUUAGUUGACAAAAGUUCUAGAAAAUAGUUUCAAAAGUUGUGCAUUGUAAAAAAGACCUGACCUAUGACCUUUAUACAGUGUAUGUUACAUUGUACAGUCUGUAAGCCUGUCCUUCACAGCUUCGUUUCGAUCUAUGUUACAUUCAAUAUGGUGUCUAACCUGAUUCAGUUCUGUAGUCAGAGGUUGUGCUACUAAUAAUAAUUAUUUGUCACUCUAAUGGACUGGGUUGUACUUUUUCUGUCAGACUCUAUUUUUAUAUCUCAGUAAAAUAUUGUUACACUCGAUAUCUUAAUGUGACUGUGUCACAAGAACUUCAGAAACCCAUGAAUUACACUCUUCAAAUCCUACUUUUGAAAUCCUACUACAUUUUAAAACCUUUUUCUUUCUCUUGGACUACUGAAGUCCAUUUUUGACAGAGUAAAAGGAAGAAAAAAAACAACCUGAAGAAAUGGUGAGAAAGUUUAAGAUAAAACAAAAUAUUUAUAGGCCUAAUUGCAUUUUCAGAUGUAAUACAACGUGAGAUAAGAGGUCACAACAAAUAAAGUCACAAUUACAAGCAAUAACAUCUCUGAUUUAAAACCAAUGCAUAAAAAUAUAUUUGUGACUUUAUAGCUCAGAUUCGCAACCAAUUAAAUCGUAGUUGUUUUUUAAAUAAUUAAUUUGUACUCUGAGGCAGGAUUCCAUGAUUAGUGUCCUUUAAGGCCCACUCACACCAAGAAUGAUAACUGUAAAGUUCUAAAAAUCAUUUUAAAUUUAAGAGAAUUCAUACCACAGCUAUAACAAUAACAUUAUAGUGGUACGGUUCCACUUUCAGGAUGAUAUUUUCCAUUUGAUGAACAACCAAGGCAUUGACAGCCAAUCAGAAUCCAACGUGCUCUAACAAGCUCAGGCAAUAAAAGUGCAGUCGACAGAACUGCAGGAUGCUUCUAUAAUAAAAACAACUUUAUUGUGCAUUGGCGUGGAUGCUAAUAUAGUUAGCAUUCUGGGUGUGAAUUAUGUAUUUUGAAUUAUUUUGAAUUAUCAUUAUGCAUUUACAGUUUUGCCAAAUUAACCACACAACCUCUGCAUUUAGUGUGCAAGAGUAGAAUUAGUGCAUGCCAAAAUCAUAAUACAUUUUAUUUGUAUUUUUAUAAUAAGUUAAAGUUCAAGAUUCAUUCACUGAAAACCCCAUACUAAUCAACUAAUAUUCAGAGUUUUUACAGAAUGUGUAAACAUGUUUGGAACCUAAGAUAAGUAACACAUUUAGCUACAUGCUAACACAAAUAAUACACAACAGGAGUCUGUGGUGAUUUUAUGAUGUGGUGUUAUGUCAGUACUGGCAUACCAUCUUACUACAAACUCAGCUGCAGCUCUGUACUUUCCCAGCAGCAGUUGAAGUACAUUUAUUUGGCAUGUAGCAAAAGUAUGGGACGUGAGGUGCAACCAGUGUUUAGGUACUGUUUAUCUAAUGAGGUUCUUCUGUCAUUGCACACAAUGUUGCAGUUAUCAGAGCUUGCUCUGAGCAAGAUAAAGGCAUGUUUCAGAAAGAUCUACAAAAUGACAGCCUCCUGAUAAUACUACGGGUAUUUCUACAUUUCAGAUCUUUUGUACAAAUCAUUAGUUCAGCAGACAGAUGAAGAAUUUAGAAUUGUUUUGGGGAAUUGUUUUCUUUUUUUGUCAAGUGCUUUUUAAACUUUGCAUUUUUCCAUUAAUGCUCUGAUUUUCAUGAAAUGAUUCAUGCACUUUAUUUUAAUGAUAAGAUUAUUUAUUACUAAGGAAGCAGACACUUUGAUAUUUGUAGGUGAUUACAAAUGUUAUUUGCAGUUAGAAUGGAGGGUUUGAAAGCAAACUUACAUUUCCUUUUCAGCCUUAUUACUGUAAAAGUUGUUUGUUUAAUAGGCUAUUCAGCCAAAUAAGUAUUAACAAGUAUUAACUUUUGCUUAAAUAAGAAAAAUCUACUUGUAUAGCAACAUUUGUGGCCUUAUUUUUCUAACUGUAUAUGCAGGAUCUCUUUUAAAAUGUUUUCUGCAACGGCUGAUAGUGGAAGAAGAAAAAGACACCGUGACAUACAGUAGAAAGCCACAAAUAAAGGUUCACAUUUGUAACAUUUAAUCUCUUAAAUCACUGCGCUAAAUGUCAGCUGCAGUCAUUUAUAGAAUCAGUCAUACAUGGGGAAAGUCACAUCGAGAUGUUUCUGACUGGAAAUGUUUCAGAUGCAUUAGUAAUACAAUUUAGUAUAAUAAAAAAAUAAUAAAGAAUUAUGUUUAGGCCUAUUCAAAAUGCAUUCAGAUCCUCCCUUUGAUUUAAUACCUGUAUGCGAACUCUUUUGUGGGCAAACUUUCUCCUUGCUACAGUUACAUGAUGUUGUUUAUAUGGUUUAAAAUCUCCUAAGUGAACAUGUUAACCUGCAAAAGUUCAUUUAUUGUGAGAGUUUAGUGUGUAAUCCAUUCGUGGAGUUUGGUGAAGUGAGAACCUUGAGAUACCAUCUUCACUAAUGAGAGAUUUUUUGAUAAAAUUUGAGGUUAAGACCUCCUACAUAAACAGGAACUUCUCUGUAUAUAAAGUCAUGUUGAUGCCCUUCACUGCCUCAGACUUCAGCUUUCACGCUUUUAUGUAAUGUUUCUCUAAUGCUUCAGAAUAAAUUAGGUGAGUUAAUAUGAGUCUUCUUUGAAAUUUGAGCGAACACAUAUACUUGAUUUUUAAGCAUCUGGGUGUUUUGACUUUUGCAGUUUAUUCUCAUUAGAAUGAACAUCUGAUUUUGUAUCACUUAAUAAAUGGAAUCUGAGGGGGUUUUAUAUCGAAGGUUUAAGAUGAAUCGUUCUUGUAUUCCUCACCGGUAAGUCGUCUUUAAUGUCUUCUAAAUGAAUAAAUUGUUACAUUUAUGCUAAA
This is a messenger RNA of Carassius carassius (crucian carp), 5045 nucleotides long. Its product is annotated as interleukin-21 receptor-like. Gene Ontology annotation, molecular function: protein binding; cytokine receptor activity. The transcript is spliced from 8 exons. The coding region runs from base 190 to 1779 and encodes 529 amino acids. Gene Ontology annotation, biological process: immunoglobulin mediated immune response; cytokine-mediated signaling pathway. The record is from RefSeq and is a predicted model, not a curated record. Gene Ontology annotation, cellular component: external side of plasma membrane. NCBI's taxonomy places the organism in Eukaryota, Metazoa, Chordata, Actinopteri, Cypriniformes, Cyprinidae.